GGGGGCCGGCUUUGCCUGUCGGUGCGGUAUUACGGGGGGCUCGCAAUGUUUCUGCCGUGUUCGGGGGUGCUUAAGCGACUUCGGUGGUGCAGAUGUCUGUGUCUGCCUCUCCCUUAACGCUGGUUUUUAUUUCUGCGUUUCCAAAAUUGUGUGUUGGUGCCUUGAAUUCUUGCUCAGGUUGCAGUUAUUCCAAGGUAGUAGAUAUGAGGGCUUUUUUGUUUUUUUUUUCUUGGACUCCAAGACUGCAAGGCAUGCAACUUUGCAGAAAUAUCUGCUAGGAUGUCACCGUGGUUUCUGAUACCCCAUUGAUGUAAGAAGUGAUAAAUACCUUCUCCUUCUGAGUUACUAAAUAUGUAUCAUCAUCAACAGAGGGUUAGUGGGCCCUGCAUCUUAAGGUGGAAUUGCGUAUGAUGCGUGUUUGUUUUAGUGCGCUGUCUUAAAUCCUGCAGCAUUACUAAGUGACCCUGCCUUUCAGGGUGAAGUUCUGUAGGCCUGGUCUAUGGCCAAAGAUAAACUUUCUGGCAAAGUUAGGUUAAGUGAUGUUGAUGUUUUGAGAUACAAGUGGACUUGAGAAGAAAUGCCUUCUGUCUUGGAAAAAAACCAACCAACCGAACCCACAACUUGUUCAUCAUUUGUAUAGAUUUCAAUCAUUGUUAUUAGUUGCCUCAACUAUAUUUAAAAGCUAGGUCUGGUGGGAACAUAAGGCAUGAAGAUGUCUCAUUCUGGUUUACACUUACAGCCAAGGAAGGUCAUAUUUUGUGCAUGCCUUCCCCAUCAAACGGUACUCAGAUUUAAGUCCAUACCAGUUCUUUUCCCAGCACUGUACUGUUGACAGCUGGGGAGGUUGCUCUCUGUUACCUGUGCCACCAGCAGUGCAUGGGUACUACCAGGCUGUGGUACUCAGGGCAUGGUGGCUGGGUCUUCUCCUUCAGCGCUGCCUUUGGGAUGCCCCAGCCUAAAAGUAGUGAGGAGGGCUGCGUGCCUGUCUGCCUUGAGGACAACUGGCACGGAGUGGAAGUAUAUCCUAGCCCAUACAGCGUGUAGGAGGAGGCAUGGCUGAGAUCUGAGAGAUGCUGUCUUGAGGCAGAAUGUCUCCUUGGCUCACCCUGGAGCGCUGCAGGUCCUUACCCCGCCUCAGGAUAAACUGUUAUGUGCACGAGUACUGUAUGACAGAGGUUCCUCGUUCCUUUGCUGUUUUCCAGUGUAAAGAUUUUGCAGCUUCUCAUGUGAAGGGAAAGGAGGAGUCAAAGAUGUCCCUUUACCUUCUGGACAGGGUAUCUGUAGUGAUCAGCAGUGGAGGGUUAAAGGGACAUGUAAAUCAGCUGAACUCGAGUGAUUCUUUUUUUUUUUUUCUUUUAAAUAAUAUCUGUAAGAAAGAAAUCAACAUGAUGUGAGCAAUUUCCAUGAUGAAAGAUGACUAUUAGAAGAAAAUCAGAGUUGCAUAUGCCAGGCCAAGAAGUUUGAAUUUUAAAAUUGUCUAUGCAGUCUUAAUUUUAUCUCAGACUACUGUUUACUUUAAGAAUCAGUAAAUAACCUCACAAUUAAAGAUGUAUUACAAAUAAAGAAUAUUACGUUAUACUUUUUCCCAUGUGGAUGCAGAUCCUGUAAGCAGUGUGUCCUAUCUUGUAUAUGACAAAUCCCCUCCAUGACAGUUGCCUAUGGAAGACUUAAUGCAACAAACACUCAUGCAAAAUUAAGCAGAUGGAUCCUGACUGCCAUUUACUGUAGAUCUCUUUCUAUUGCUCUCUGAAGUAUUUAGCUAUAGUUUACUCCCAUCUUAAGGUAAGAGGCCCAUUAUGGUGAUGAAAUAAUACUCUGAAAUUGGAUGGCAUGUUUAUCUACUUGCAUAGUUGAUCUAAACUGCCUUGAUAGGCCUGUGUUAUAAUGCGUUUAACCGUCACAAAUAUGAACUUGUUCUGUUAGUAGCCCCACUGAAAUCAAUUAAACUGUCUACAGAGUUCUAGCUGAGAAAACUAAAGAUAGCAGAAUCUUUUCUCAUAGCUCUAUUUAACCAGGAAAGCGUAUGCUGAAUGUUGGAGGGAAGUUGGGUAACGCUACAGCAUUUACACUGCUGACGGAUGACUUGCACCAUGCCAUUCCUGUCUUCCUUCUGUGUGGUGGAAGUUAGUUUUCAUGACAGUGGUUUUGACUUUGUUUUUAUGGUCACAUCAUGUUAGGUAUAGCUAUCCUGGAAUUUCUCAGAGCCUUGAUGGUGGCAGGCUAUUUAAAAACAUAAAAACUCCUGCUGGCUCUAUUCCUGUCUUAAAAGCUUGUCCCCAGGGCAAUGAGUGCUCUUUUUCUUUCUUUUUUUUCCACCAUUUCUUUUUUUCCUUACCUUUAGUUACUAGUAAUAACUAAAUUGCCUCCAAUCUUGUAUUAUUUGGAAAUCUGUUUUUAGAGAUAAACGUUUCAGAAAUGCUUGUGUCACUUGAGCACUUUAGUCCCACUGAUUUUCUUUUUUUUCUUUUUUUGUUUAAUUAUUUUUUAUUUUUUCUAAUAGAGCAUAGACCUCUCUGGAGACAGAUUUUCAAAUGUAAUACAGUACCUAGAAAUGCAGGCAUCAACUGGGAUUUUCCAGAGCUUGAAUGUAGCAAGGUAUUUAUCUCCUGCUAAUUUUAGCAGAUUGAAAAUCGCAGAAGUUAUCCCAGAUAAAUGCUGUCUGCUUCUCCAGGUUCCUAAACGCCUUUGAAGUCAAAUUCUAUUUUCAAAAGCCACUCAGGAACAAAGUUCUGAGGUGGCAUUUAAUUUACCUUUCACUAAUUUUCCAGAAGUGUUAUUUUAAAAUGUAUAUGUGGCUCACUAUUUGCUUAAACAAACAAACAAAGCCCAUAGCGUAAAUAUGAUUGCUACCAAUGCAGCCCUAGCUGGAAGUGAUCUGCAAAGGCCAAGAUAACGCUUCUCUCGAUCCCAGUGUAGCCGUGAACAGGAUUUGUUAUGAUAAGAAGCUAAUAAGACAUUAACAAAAGUAGCUGUGACUUGAUUCAUAAUAUCACUGCUCAUUAUUCUAGGAAUGUUCAUCCGGGCUUUAGAUGUGAUUUAUAAACUUUAAUUAAAUAAGCCUCUCAGAACCCCGUGUUGGAAAUGCAGGGUUAGUUCUAUAAACUUGAAUUAACUGAGAAAUAAGUGAAUAAAGGUUAAUAUGGGAUAAGCUCUCCAUUUUGCAAAAAAAGAUAUAGCUUAAAAUGUUGCAUUGGUUGUAGUUAGUGUAGGAAAUGCGAGAAAUAGCUCAAGGUUGUUCAACAAGACUAUGGAAAAGAGCCCUUGGGAGCUGACUGCAUACAACAAGGUGUGCUCAAGUUGAUUCCCACUCUUCUGCUUUUGUUAAUUUACUUGAGAAAAGUUAACUGUAGAAUAUCUUUCCUCAGGAAGGUCUCUGUGAGUAUUUGAGGGAUGUGUAUGUGUGUGUAUUUUAUACCUACCUAUAUAAAACAAAUCUGCUUUAAAAUAUUUGGGUUCUUUUUAAGUCAUCAGUGGCAGUAAUACCUUGUAAUAUUUGUUUAGGUUUUGGAGUGUGAGCUUGUCCUUAGGCUGCCAAAAGAGGAUGCGGCUAAUGGUUGUAUCCCUCCCAUUCCCACUGACACAGCUGUAUCUGCUGUGCGUGUUGUAUGUUGCAUCUUCUCACAGUCAUGGAGCAGAGGGGUGUGUGUGCUGUCAAUCAGAUCUGAAGAAGACUCCUCAUCCUUCAGAAGUAGCAUGCCCACAAUCUUCCUGGCCAAUGAUUCUUCUACAGCAAACAGGACUUCUUCCUCAUCCUGAGAAGCCUUCAUCUCUUCCUAUGUCAGUGGCUACAAGGCCAAGAGCCAGCUCACCACUGUCCCCACCAAAAUCUCUCGGACUGGGGCCUUCCUUUCAUCACGCACAAGAAGAAGAGCUUGCAAAGGUGGUGGAGCAGGACCCUAUGUUGGAAGAGCUAUGUAAACCUCUGUGCUGUAAGCUUUGCAAUGUGACUUUGAAUUCAGCACAACAAGCCCAGGCUCAUUACCAGGGUAAAAACCACAGUAAGAAACUCCGAAAUUACUAUGCUGCCAAUAGCUGUCCGGCACCUGCCAGAAUGAGUAAUUCGGUUGAGCCUGCCCCGCCUCAGGUUGUCUCCCUUCCAGCUCAGAUGGGAUCCAGUAAACCAGGUGGUCGAGUGAUCUUGGCCACAGAGAAUGAUUACUGCAAGCUUUGUGAUGCCUCAUUUAGUUCUCCAGCUGUGGCACAGGCUCACUACCAAGGGAAGAAUCAUGCCAAACGGCUGCGUCUUGCAGAAGCACAGAAUAACUCAUUCUCGGAUGCAUCAGAACUAGGCAAACGGAGGGCAAGGAAAGAAGGGAAUGAAUAUAAGAUGAUGCAGAACAGAAGAAAUAUGUAUACGGUUCAAAACAACACAGGUCCCUACUUCAAUCCCCGCUCACGCCAGAGGAUUCCUCGGGAUCUGGCCAUGUGCGUCACCCCCAGUGGCCAGUUCUACUGCUCCAUGUGCAACGCCGGGGCCAGCGAGGAGAUGGAGUUCAGACAGCAUUUAGAAAGCAAACAGCAUAAAAGCAAGGUGUCCGAACAGCGGUAUAGGAAUGAGAUGGAGAACCUAGGCUAUGUACAAUGACGCGCCACCCUUGAUAGUAGUUUGCAAAUAGAGCAGCUUGUCUCUCGCCUGCUGUUUGCCACAUGCCCUGCUUUGUGCUCCAUUUGAUAGGAGUAUGCUCUCGAGCUAUACAUGUAACACCUGCAAACUUAAUGGUAUGGUUAGAUUUUUUUUCUAUCGUAGUUGGCAGGAUGAUGCUGUGCAGGACAUGAAGUGUUUUUGAUGUUUGUUUGCUAAUUAUCUAAGGCUCUUCAUUGUAUUGAGUGGUGGGGAGGACUUUGUCUUCUCCCCAGCCUUCUGCAUGAAUAUGCAAAGCCCAAGAAGUGCUGGGAACUUCUGUGGUUCUACCACACAGGUGGACCAUGUGGAAAGCCUGCUCCUCUCUUUGCACACCACAGAGCAGUGCUCCAGAAUGCCUCCCUACAGCAGACUGAAUCUCUGGGCAGCUUGUAAAGGAGGGGCAGGAAUGGGGCUUGUGAAUGUGUGAAUAAGGUGGUGUACUUUUCCACAAAUUGCUGCUUGUGGCCCCCAUUACAGCCCAGAGUAAGUUCUUUCCACAUCGUUGUAGAAAGGCUGUGCAUACGCCUCCUUCUUGGAGGGUCAUGCCUCUUACUGCUUCUUCUGUGAUGCAGAUUUCAUUCUGAACGUCUGACAUUGGAUAUCCGCUGAUUAGCCCCAUUCAGAAAUACUCUCUUCUACCAGUUAACGAUGAAAAAAGAUUCUCAGUGUUGUUGUAAGGCUGGGCACCUUAAUGCAGCAUGGGUGUAGCUCAUCUUCCUGAAGAGAGUCUCUGGGGGUCUCAGUGGCUUAAUGAACUGAAUUGGAAAGCAAACCUGCUCAGGUGAGAUGUGCUCUGCUCUGAUUCUGCUUUAGACUGAGUAGGGUUGAGAAUAGGUUGGAAGGUGCUGUCAGCUGUAAUUGCUUUGCAUACUGAUGUGGAAGAGAGCAAGUGUUCGUCUCUGGCCUGCAGCUCUGUUGCUCUGGGAGAGCAGGGCUGCCUGGACCUUGAGGAGCAGGUAUCAGUGUGUCCCACUUCCAUGCCAUUCCCCGGACAAAGCCCAUUGGGUGUUAUAGAGGAGAGGUGAAAUGCUCUUUUGGACUAGAGCUCCCAAUAUUGGAUGAAUUUUUCCCCUCUUUCUUUUCUGAUCUCAGAAUGGAUUUUAAUUCCAUUCGUUCAGUGAACUUCACUGUUUUAGGGACCAUCAAAAAUCCAAAGUUAGGUAAGAUGCAAAUAUCAGAGGUGGUGAUUGUUUGAGUAACAGCUUUUUGGCCACACAGAAGUAUUCAUGAAACUUGUUAAGCAACUUUGUAAGUGUAGACAAACCCAAAAGGUGUGUGUCUGUUUUGAUUUUCCUUAGCAAAAGUAGAAAGAGGAUAAAGAGCAGAAGUAGGGCUGACAUUUAUUUUUCUGCUGAUUUGGGUAGAUGUGAGGAGCUGUGAUUGGAAUCCAGUUCACAGCGUUUGUAAAACAUUGGUUCCAGUGGCAACUGCAGCUUGUAGGUAACCUCCGUUGCACCUGAUUCACCACUGUGCUGCUACAGCUGUACGCUGGUACAGCUUCAUUGACUUCAGUGGCAGGUGCAGAGAGGGGGUAAAGGAAGCAUCGUGGCUUGUCUCUCGCUCCUCUUUAGGCAGUAGGUUGAAUGAUGCAGCUCCAUUGGUUUCAGUAGUAUUUUACCAGGGAUAAAUUUUACCCAGUGCAUAAUGUUGAAGGUAGCUCCCCACCCACUUUUUUUGCCAUUCUGAUCCUGCCUCUUGCAUUCCAGAAGGACUUUCUGCUUGCCUUAAAAAAAUGAAAAAUGAGUAAACUAACAAAAAAUCCAGAUAGUUUUUAUUCAUCUUUCUAGUCCACCUCAGAAAGGUUUUGUUGCACUUGGCUGCUCCUCAGAAAUCGACUAUUGUUAUCUUUAGCCACCUGAGCAUCAGGUAGCCAUACAACCUUAACAUAGCCUUCCUAAAUCUAGGUAAGGCGAGCUCUUGCACAGUAGUCAAAAGCAACCCUGUACAUCAUUCCAUGCUGAUCCUUGCCCUGCAGAUACAGGCAGAGCAACGGACACCCUCUUGAACGGGAUUCCCUCCCCUCCUUUGGGCAAAGCCCAAUUAAAUAGGGUUUGCGUACUGGAGCAUGUUAGAAGGUAGGAGGACAGGUGCCCAGGUUGCAAAGCACUAACUAAGCAGUUUUGACAGCCUGUAAGUCUGUUUCUUCUCUGCUUUCCUGCCCCUGGCUCACCCUCUGUGUGGCCUUGAAGAACAUUCCCCUUGCAAAAAAAUCUCUCAUCAGCCUUUUCCCCUCAUCUUUUGCAGUCAAAGAAGGGCUCUGGUUUUCUCUUUGUGUUCUUGUCUUUUGUUUGCUAGUCUGAUGCCACUGUGCAGGGACAGAGAGAGCUGGAUGAGCCUUACCACAAUGGGUUUCACCAGAGAGAUCUCUGCGUUAUGCUCAAACAUCUUUCUUUGCUGUAAAUUAAAGUGUGGCAUUUCCCACAGCUCACAAUUAGUAUCAGAAAACCAUCACUUUGUAAAAUAUGAGCUGGAGGAGCUGUAAGUACUGGUGUUGUCUAGCUUAUCGCUAGGGCCAAGAAGGCAUUUUUGUCUGCUUUCAAGUGUCCCAAAAAUCAACUGUUCACCACCUUGCUUUGGUUUCUGUUCCUGCUCCCAGCACAGCAAUCUGCUCCUCAUUUGGCAUUUCCAGUGGCUGCUGGAGGUAUCAAAACUCAGUUUGCUCCAUGUGCUGUUACCUCCUGGUAAGAGCUGGUGCAAACAUGCCACAGCAAGCCAGUGUGCUAGUGCGUUUGGGAGGGUGUGCGAGGGAGGCGCAGGCUGUUCCUGUGGGCUCCUUUCUGCACAGAUCUGAGUCUGGUUUUGAGGAAUGGCCCUGAACAGAGAGGUCUGUAGCUGCUUUGUUUUGUCCAAGGGAGUACAGCAAGUAAAUGUCAUCAUCCUGAGAAUUUCAAAGCUGUGAGUUAUAUAGCAGGUAUAAAGCAAACAGUGGGACUCAAGCGACAAGAGUAGGACAGGUUUCGUACAUGGGAGGAAGGAUAUUUCUUGCUGGGAGAUGCAGCUGAAACUUGCUUUGCCCCAGUGCUCUGUUGUGGUCCUUCCCUACAAGUGACCAAAGCUUGCCUCUCCCUCUUCAGCAUUGCUUAAUGGUUUGUGAUCUUCCCACUCUCCCUUCAGCAUAGAAAAUGUUGACUGCAAAGAGAAAACACCCCACCUCAUUAAUAUCGUUAGGGUUCAGGCCAAUCCAAACUCAUACUUGUCAGCAUGAGAAACUGGGUGGAACCUGAUCUUACUCUUUUUGUGAAAGCUGUUCUCCAAAUCAGUGUUCAAAACAUGUUGAAAACAUGUCCUGGCCAAACCCUGUUUGACAUAGAUGGGCUGAGGAGAAUACCGUACAGCUGUAGUACCAUUUUCCAGACCCAUUGAAUCUUUUUCUCAUGUUAAACAAAGUACCAGACCCCAGGAACAGGACUUCUGUGAAGCUGUCACAUUGGCCAGUGAGUUAAUGAUCUUUGCUGCUAGAAACAAAAUAUAAAUCAAUGUGUUCAUAUUUAUUUUACUGUGCUGACCACUAAUUGAUUUGUUAAUAUUUAAGGCAUUAUUCUGUUGGUUGUUUUUGUUUAAAUAGAAAAUUCUAUGUCGCACUUUGCUUUUGGAUCAGAACAGAUAUUUAUUGUAUUUGUGAAAAUGUAUUCCCUCCCACAUAUGUAUUGUUUUCUUUCCCUUGAUGAAAAAAAACCCCAAACAGUAAAACCGACCCCAAAACCAAAAAAUAUCCAAAUCCAACCAGUGAAUCUUCCUUGUUUCUUUUCAUGCCAAACAAAAUGGGGAUUUCCUUGCAACUUGCUCUUAAAUAUCCAUUUCUUUUUUUUUUUUUUAAUAUCCAGUGGUUCCUUUGAUAACUUGGGAUGAUAUUUUUAGAGACAUAUGAAGUUCAUACUGCAUUUAGGCAUUUCUUUUAAGGCAAGGAAGUAAACUAUGUGGAAUCCAUGUAUUUGUGAGGAGUAUGAAAGUGAUACUAUUUUGUUUGUAUUAAGCAUUAGCUGUUAUUUUGCAUUCUGCACUAAUGAGUAAAUGUGGUGUUAUCUUGCCUAACACUGGUCUAUUUUUGACUUUUGCUUUCUUGACAUACAUCAAAAGGAACCCCGAAAACUUCUGUGGAGUUGCUUAGGAUGGUCAUCAGUGUAACAAAAUGCAGAUUUUUUUUCUGUAAAGCUUCUUGUCUGUCUUCCUUUUCUAGAUGCCCAUUAUAGGGCAUUAGAAGGGAAAGCUAUUGCCAUAAGCACGGAUUCAUAUUUUAGCUUACUAAUGCAUGAUGUCCUUUUGCUAUGUUACUGAAGUAAUACUCUCACUGUAACCAAUGGGAAUCUUGCCCAAGUCAGGAGUAAAUGAAAUACCCUAGCUGAAUGUAUUAUGUUGGCUAGGGCCAGGCAAGAUACAUUGCUAAGAUUUGUGGUUUACCCCUAUGUUUGGGUUACAACACUCUUAAGGUUUUGCUUUUUGAGGAAUGUGUAUCUGGUUCUGUAAGGAUUUGGUCCUGCUCCAGCUAAAAUAAUUUGAAGUACGUUGACUUUAGUUGAGUAGGAGCAAGCCUUGAAACCCUUCAGGAAUUUCAUACUGCUGAUGUUUUCUCAUGUAUGUGGUUUUUGUUCUGUGUUUUUUUUGUUUGGGGUUUUUUGGUGUGUUUUUUGUUGUGUGGUUUUUUUUUUUUAAUUUUACAACCAUAUAUACAAGGAUGCUCUGGAUGAAAUGGAUACCUGUUGCCAAUUAUGGAAAAAUAAGUGCCGCGGUUGCCAGAGGAUUAACAGAAAAUGGAGAAGUAUGGACCUGAUUUCUUUGAAGUUAGUGGCUAAGCUCCUAUUUUUUUGAGCUGGGCUGGCUUCUUUGCCAUCUGCAUAAAAUUGGAAGUGAAAAUCCACUUUCCAAUAAAUGUGGUCAAACAGUAGUUCUGGGAAUCUCUCCUUAAAAAAAAUGUAUCAUAACUACAGUUGUAUCUUUUUAUCUGAAGUAUCUGCAGGUAAAGGCAGGACUGUGCAUUUUUAAAAAUAAAAUCAGUUUUUCAGCCUGUGUUUUGCAGGGGAAAAAUUACAUGAUUUAAUUUCCUUCUGCAUCUGUGCAGCAACAUCAUUUGCAAAUGCUUCGACCGUGUUUCAUCUAGAGCCUUCUUGUCAGGUUGGUUUUGUACAUUUGUCCUUAUUUUCUUUAUAUUGUACUGACCCCUGUGAGGGAAUGGUUGAUGCAAAUGACUUUUUUUCCUUUUUUCUUCUUCAUUAUAUAAUAAAUCAUCUUGCUCUUAUCA
This is a messenger RNA of Grus americana (Whooping crane), 9860 nucleotides long. It is a transcript of the gene ZMAT3, whose product is annotated as zinc finger matrin-type 3. NCBI's taxonomy places the organism in Eukaryota, Metazoa, Chordata, Aves, Gruiformes, Gruidae. Gene Ontology annotation, molecular function: zinc ion binding; nucleic acid binding. The record is from RefSeq and is a predicted model, not a curated record. The coding region runs from base 3542 to 4585 and encodes 347 amino acids. The transcript is spliced from 6 exons.